CAGAAAUUGAACAUAAGUUCAUAGUAAACUGAAAAGGGUAGAGAUAAGGAUAUAAAUGGAAAGUUAGAUUUAAAGUUGCCUCCGACAUUAAAAAGAAAAAAAAGUAGAGGUGAACUUAAACAUGCAAUGGAGAGGUUUUAUUUAUUCCCCUAGGUACAUUGUUUGGGAACCGCGGUGCCUGCAAGACCUUCUGGCAGCUGGGGGCUGGAAGCAGCGGAACGAAAGGCAGACGGUCCUUGGUUGUGGGGCGGACGUGGGCUCAAUCUGUACGUUCCUGCAAGUUUCCCCCCUGGGCUGGGAUCUACACGCGUGACAAAUUCAGUUUAUCAGGCACCGUGGUGAUCUUCGCUGGCCAGAGUUAGAGGCCGACGAGAAAUCUUCCUGCCUCAGAUUUGUUGACCUACAGAAUGCUUCGAUACUCACAUUUUUGUAGAGUCUAUAAAGAACUUCUUUCAUGCUGGUUGGAAUCUGGCGUAACUAAUUUAGUUGUCUGGCCAAAAAAAAUACACACUACAGCAGAAAGAUAUAAUGAAUCUGAAGCCCAAGAGCAAACGGGAAAAACCGGAACUCAGGAGUUACACAGAUCUCAAGAUGGAGAUUCUGGAGCUGUGGCUAAAUUACAUAUUCCAGUAAUGGUGGAUGAAGUUGUUCAUUGCUUAGCACCACAAAAAGGGCAGGUUUUUCUAGAUAUGACAUUUGGUUCAGGAGGACACACAAGAGCCAUUCUACAGAAGGAGUCAAAUAUUACUCUGUAUGCCCUAGAUAGAGACCCAACUGCUUAUGCAAUAGCUAAACAGCUUUCAGAAUUGUAUCCUAAACAGAUCCAAGCUAUGCUAGGCCAGUUCAGCCAGGCAGAGGCAUUAUUAAUGAAAGCUGGAGUCCAGCCAGAAACUUUGGAUGGAGUCCUUUUGGAUCUUGGGUGUUCCUCCAUGCAACUUGAUGAUCCUGAAAGAGGUUUUUCCCUUCGGAAGGAUGGCCCCUUGGACAUGAGGAUGGAUGGUGGCAGGUACCCUGACAUGCCCACUGCUGCUGAUGUUGUGAAUGCUUUAGAUCAACAGGCACUUGCAUCCAUCCUGAGAACAUACGGGGAGGAAAAGCACGCCAAGAAAAUCGCUUCAGCAAUCGUUCAGGCACGUAGCAUCUACCCAAUCACCAGAACCCAGCAGCUUGCCAGCAUCAUUGCAGGUGCAUUUCCUGCUUCUGCGAUUUAUGCACGAAAAGACUUGCUCCAGCGAUCUACCCAUAUUGCUACCAAAACUUUCCAAGCUUUUCGCAUAUUUGUGAACAAUGAACUUAAUGAACUCUACACAGGACUGAAGACAGCUCAGAAGUUUUUGAGACCUGGUGGUCGACUUGUAGCCCUUUCCUUCCACUCACUAGAGGAUCGCAUCGUCAAACGAUUCUUGCUCGGUAUAAGCAUGACAGAAAGAUUUAAUCUAAGUGCCAGACAGAAGGUGAUACAAACAUCAAGAUUGGGUUUGGGUCAAGAAAACAAGGAAGGCAUCCCUAUAGAAAGGGAUCCUUUAAUGUGGAAAUUAAUACACAAGAAGGUACUCACUCCAGAAGACCAGGAUGUACAGGACAACCCCAGAGGACGCUCAGCCAAACUCAGAGCAGCUAUCAAAUUAUGAGAAAAAAAGUUACCAUGAUCUAAUCCUUCAAAUUUUUCCUCACAGAUUAAUUUUUUUCAUAUGAUGUUCCUGAACAGUGUUACAGCAACGGUGUUACUGAACAUGUGGGAAAGUUUGAAAAUUAAAGAUAUUUAGGAUUUUUUUUUCUCAAAAAGAAAAUGUAGGGAAUGUUAACAUGACACAGAAAGUUCAAACCAGGGAGCAUCAUUUAAAGACUAGAAAAAUGUUUCAUUUUAUGUUGUAUUAUGUUAUCUAAAUAAGUACACUCAAACUGUCAAAGAGAGAGAUAAUAUAAUCAUAUCUACAUGUGCUAAAUUCUGUAUUUAGAUAUUCAAAUUUGCAACAGCCUUUCUAUGGCUCAAAUAAUUAAUAAUGAUCAUGGAAUGAAUUUUAAUUUCCUUCUUUGGGGAUAAUUAGUUGCUACUAUGCUAUCUCAAAUAUUAGCAACAUACAACUAUAAAAUUUUCAAGUAUUAUUUUGGAAAUGCAUUAUACUGUUACAUUUUCAAUGCUGAGAUUUUAGUGUUCAUUAUUUUAAAUAGAUUUUCUGUAUAAUAUAUGCCAUGUUUUUAUAUAUUACAGAGCAAAAAUAUAGAAUUUCUUUAAGAGCCUUCACAUAGAAUUGUUUUAUAACACUUUUAUUUAAUGUCAGUUGUGUUUAUUUUAAUAAUAGCUUACAAUGUCUUUGAUAAAUAAUAAAUCCUCCUAUUAUUUGAAUCCUGCAUUUUUUAAAUUGAUCUAUUCAAAUUAAUUCAGCAAAGUCUAUUCGAGUUAGAAAACUAUCUGAUUUCUUUAAUAUAUUAAAAUAAAUGCACUCUGAGUAUUUUCACUUGCAUAUAGUAACUGUAAUAAGGGUAAAACAUUUAUUUGGAAGUCUGUUUGGUGGAGGAUUCUUUAAGAAAUUGUUGAGAAUUGAUUCAGAAUUCACAUAUCAACUCUUUAUCUGUAAAUAUGCACUUCUAACUUAUUCAGUUAUUCACCAAGUACUGAACUAGGCACUAGAGAAACAAAGGUAAGUAAAAUACACAUAGCCCACAGUAUCUCUUCUUGGGAAUCUAGUGGAGGAGAAUGAUAUUAGUGAAAUAAUCAUAAAAAUAAAUAUAAAUAUAAAUAUAAAUAAAUAAAGUUGAUACAGUGGUAAGUGCUACAAAAAAAGCAGUACAUGGUACUGUACGAGUAUCUAGUAGGGAUAUAUCUGUCUAUCAAAGGAAACCAGUCUGAGAAAGUGGUGUUUGAAUUGUGGCCUGAAGGAUGAGUAUGAAUUAAUUAGGGAAAUGGUACACUGGGUGGAGAAUGAAGCAUGUUGAUUAAAAGUGUGCAUAAAUGUUUGCUCUCUUAAGAAGUUAUCCUUGAAAUUGUGUUUUUAUUAUUAAUGUGUCCAGUAAACUAUUUCUUCAAAUACAGUGAAAAUUAAUCCUUGCUGUUAUGAUUAUAAUUUCUAAACUGGUGAAUCCAAGUGAACAAAAUUUUGGUACAACUAUAUGGAUAAAGUAGAUAAGAUUUACUUUGAAUUUCCUCAGACUUGUCAUUUUAUCUACCUCUAUAAACAUAUUUAACCCUAGUUCCCAAACUUGUUUGCCACUUUUUUAAAGCUUUAUUCAAAUCAGAACAAUCCUGCAGUGAAAUCAGAAUUGGAAAUAAUUCUGGUUGGCAAUGUUCUCAAAAUGGGAACAAGAUAAUGUGCCUAGGUCAAUCCCCUACACCCUACCUGAAGGACUGUGGACAUUUCUCUUUUCACAAAAGAUAUAUUCAUUAAAAUUAAUAUCUCUAAAAAUUCAUCGUCAAAUAUUUAAAAACCAUAUUUUCUGUAGUCUUUGCAGAGCAUGUAUUUUCAGAGGUUUGAAAAUUCUUUUUUUUCAAUAAGAAGCAGAGAUCAUGAUGAGUCUGUCCUGCAGACUUAAAAGAUAGUUUUAAUUUCAUUUGAAAUCUCUCAUCCAAAAACUAUGAGAUAGUUCUUAAUGUAAAAUUCCAAAUGUACAACUAAUACAAAGUUUAUAUCAG
Messenger RNA from Choloepus didactylus (southern two-toed sloth), 3631 nucleotides. It is a transcript of the gene METTL15, whose product is annotated as methyltransferase like 15. The coding region runs from base 408 to 1631 and encodes 407 amino acids. Gene Ontology annotation, molecular function: rRNA (cytosine-N4-)-methyltransferase activity. NCBI's taxonomy places the organism in Eukaryota, Metazoa, Chordata, Mammalia, Pilosa, Megalonychidae. Gene Ontology annotation, biological process: rRNA base methylation. The transcript is spliced from 6 exons. The record is from RefSeq and is a predicted model, not a curated record.